CCGAGAGAGAGAGUGUGGGGCCAGUCUGAAUUGUGAGAGGCUUACGACACUCAGUGAACAGACGGUGCCUCUGCAUGCUCUGCCAGUACACUAGUCUGCUGCAAGCGAGGGAUCGAAGUGAAGAGUGCUCUGCCUCUCCUCUCCCUCCCCGUCACACACCGCCUCUGCCUUCCUACUAGCAGCCUCCUCAGCCUCUCAGCCGUCCAGCCUCAACCAGUAAACUCCCUCCAGCCGACAAGGGAAAAACACCCCUAACAACUCGAGUGGAUAUGAACAGAACCCAAAAGACAGGAGGACGCAGGAGUCAAGGGGCUUUUCACAGGAGAUAAGUGGGGAUCUGAAAGAAGGAUACUAAAAAGAAAGGGACAAAAUCUAAAGGGGGAACAGAGAGAGAGAGAGAGAGAGAGAGAGAGAGAAAAGAGAAGGAGAGAGACCCUGGCAUUACCCAUCGUUAUUCUUCCAAUCCAUUUUUUCUGAAGCGCGCCGGUCGGUCACUGAAAUAAUAAUGACAGAGCUGACUGGAUUUAAGCCGUGCAGGUCAGUGAUCACUUCAAGUGACAGACGGUAAUUUGCGUUGACAGAUCGGCCACCAGUCUUUAUCGAGAGGGGGUAAGAAGAAGGAAAGGAGUUUUGAGUCCUUUUUUCCUCUCCUUUCUUGGUUGGCUUGGUUUUCCUCCGGCUCAUCGCAGUAGCAGUGACUGCAGAGGAGCAGGAGGGCGAGAGAGCGAGAGAGAGCGAGGAGCCACGGCACUCAUGCAUGCAGCCGAGCAGGGAACUUGCACUUCCUAACAAGCAUCCACUUGGAUUCCUUGGGUCUUUUCUGGCUUCUUUCACUCGAGGAGAACUAAGACAUUGUAAGUCUGCCAGGAUCUGGUGUCCUGGCUGAAAAGGACGAGGGGGGGUGGCAAAUUUGGACCACACUGGGGUCCUUUUUUAGAUUCGUACAUAAUUAGUGCGGGCACAAAGGGAGUCGCUGAAUAGGGGUUGUCCGUCUCUGGAUAGGGGUGAGUAGGAUUCCUUUCAUUUGCGAUCGCUCGACGAAGAAAGCAUUUUUUACCCCCCUCUGCUCGCCUCUUGUCCCCUGAUAUCUAACAUGAGCAAAGUGACUUGCCCUUUAUCCCUCUCCCCUGUUCUUUUCCUUUUCCCCCCCACACUGGAUUCCUCCUCCUUUCUAUAAGUAAAUACCUUGGGGAAAAAACACACGCACAACACAAUUCACUACAAGAAAAGGAAUACAAAAAAAGUACAAGAGCUGGUUUCCUGCCAGGGAGAGUUUACAAAUUACGAUGUGAACCAUGACAGAAUAAAACCGGUACGAUUCCAAUGGACAUUUUCUCUGCGGAUCUAUCCCAGGAUUUUCAGGCUGAUGGAUUUCCUUCUAAUUGGUUUGUACCUAAAGUGGCCCCUGAGGAAGCCCCCUGGGUUGAUACUGUUGCUGUGGUGCUCGCUGGGCAUCAUGCUCAAAAUGGUCCCCUCGGUGGAGGGCGUCUGCCCACGGCUAUGCCGCUGCGACAGCAAGCUGCUCUACUGCGAGGGGCUCAAUCUCACCGACGUUCCGCGCAACCUGAGCAGCGCACUGGGCCUGUCCAUGCGCGAGAACAACCUGACGGAGUUGCGCGAGGGCCACUUCGCUGGCCUGUCGCAGCUCACCUGGCUCUACUUGGAUCAUAACAACAUCGACGUGGUGGAGGAGGGCACCUUCGACAGGCUGCGCCGAGUCAAGGAACUCGACCUGAGCACCAACCAUAUCGAGAGCCUGCCCAAUGGCACCUUCAGGCCCCUCCCCAACCUACGCAUCCUGGACCUAUCGUACAACAGGCUGCAGGCGCUGGAACCCGACCUGUUCCACGGCCUGAGGAAGCUAACCAAUUUGCAUUUGCGCUACAACGCCCUCAAGUUUGUCCCAGUGAGGAUCUUCCAGGACUGCCGGAGCAUGCAGUUCCUGGACCUGGGCUACAACCAGCUGCAGAGCCUGGCGCGGAACUCCUUCGCUGGGCUCUUCAAGCUCACCGAGCUGCACCUGGAGCACAAUGAGCUGGUCAAAGUCAACCUGGCCCACUUCCCCCGCCUCAUCUCACUGCGCACGCUCUACAUGCGCAACAACCGAGCUACCGUUGUGGUCAGCACCCUGGACUGGACCUGGCCCUUCCUGGAGAAGAUCGACCUGUCGGCAAAUGAGAUCGCAUACAUCGAGCCGCACGUCUUCGAGAGCGUGCCCAACCUCAAGGCCCUCAUGCUGGACGCCAACCGGCUGACGGCCGUGGAGCAGCGCAUCCUGGAUUCGUGGUCGUCCCUGGGCAGCAUCACUUUGGCAGGCAACGAGUGGGAAUGCAGCCGUAACGUGUGUGCCCUGGCCCAGUGGCUGAGCGCCUUCCGAGGCCAGCGGGACAGCCAGCUGCUGUGCUCAAGCCCGGAUGUGGCGCAGGGCGAGGACGUACUGGACGCGGUCUAUGCCUUCCAGCUGUGCGAGGACGGCGGCGACCAGUCCACCACAACCAUGAGCUGGUACCCAGGCUACACCGCCAAGGACCAGGCCUGGGGCGGCCCCACGGCCAAUCCCUACAAUCCGCCAGCAGCCGAGGGCGGCGCAGUCGUCACCAAUUCCUUCACGGUGACCGUGGCUAACCUCGACGACAUAGAGAGCACCAUGCAGAUCCACAAGGUGGUGACAGGCACCAUGGCGCUCAUCUUCUCCUUCCUCAUUGUGGUGCUGAUGCUCUACGUGACCUGGAAGUGUUUCCCGGCGGGCGUGCGGCAGGUGCGCCAGUGCUUCAGCAGCCAUCGGCGCAAGCAGAAGCAGAAGCAGAGCAUGCAGCAGAUGGCCACCAUGUCCACGCCGGAGUACUACGUCGACUACAAGCCCAACCACAUCGAGGGGGCCCUGGUCAUCAUCAACGAGUAUGGCUCCUGCACCUGCCAGCAGCAACCCUCCCGGGAGUGCGAGGUCUGACCCGGCCCUUUGUGAGUGUAUGGAUAUGUCUGUGUUUACGUGUGUUUGUGUGGAUAAUAUGGACUACCACAGAGACCCUUUUUGGAUAUAUGGGAUAUAUUGGGUGGGUUGGGGUUGUAUAAAUGAGGAUUGAACCAGGGACACUAUUUACACUGCGUCGCACUGUGCUGCUCGCCCCCCCCCCCCCCCCCCCCCCCCCCCCUCUACUGUGGAGGAGAAGGGUGGAGGACUGACUGAGACCGUGGAUUUAUUGCUGUGGAUCUGAAGGGCCUCUAUGGACACUAUGGAGACCAGACUCUAUUUUGCCUGUUGACUUGACAAACAGAAUCACCAGAGAUGGAAUAUUAUGUUGACUUUAUACAGAAUCACCAGAGAGGAUUACUAUGUUUGUAGGCACCAACGGAUUCUUCUUCUUCUCUCCACCAGGAGUGGAUAUUAUUUCUUAAUUCAGGAUAUUCUGCUAUUGUCUAAAGACCAACUGGGGACACACUGGCCAGCCAUAAACACACCAUUUUUAAUUGUGGUAAAUACAACGAAAACACAACAACAAAGGAAAAAAAUACAAAAAAAGAUUGCAAAGUUGGAUUAUAAAAAUAAAAAAAAUACGAUUAUAAAUUCAGUGUAAAAUAUGUUUAAAACGCAAAGAGUGGGAAAAAAAAAGAUGCAAGAUGCUAUCGUAUUCCUUUUGUAAACUACGAAAAAAUACCAUGUUUAAAUAAAUGAAUUGCUAUUCACAGUAAA
Messenger RNA from Salvelinus fontinalis (brook trout), 3691 nucleotides. RefSeq names its product leucine-rich repeat transmembrane neuronal protein 1-like. The record is from RefSeq and is a predicted model, not a curated record. The transcript has a single exon. The coding region runs from base 1367 to 2950 and encodes 527 amino acids. NCBI's taxonomy places the organism in Eukaryota, Metazoa, Chordata, Actinopteri, Salmoniformes, Salmonidae. Gene Ontology annotation, molecular function: protein binding.